AUGGCAACAUUCAAACGGCGCUUCGGCGCCGCUAUCCUUUUGGUUGUGUUUUCACUUACAGUAACUAUGGUUUUUAUAAAUCGAUCGCCUGUCAGUACGCAGUUGGAGAGUAUCGGCUUGGGCGUUAGCAAUCAUGGGUUAUGGGGUUGGGGAUCUGGAGGGCAGCGGCAGGGUGAUGGGGAGGGAGGAACUAGGGUGGUUGUCUUUGGAGAUUCGUGGGUUGGUGAUGGGAUUGAGGAAGGCUUGGAGGGGAAGGGGAAGGGGAAGAGCUGGCCUGAUGUGGUUUAUGAUAAGUUGAAAUGCACAUCCUACCUUAACUUCGCCGCAUCCCAACCGUCGAGUGCCUUCCCGCCUGCUGGGGUUAUUGUUUCGAAUGAGAUCCUAAAAUCUGCAGUUGCGGGCUCGAACUCGAGCUCCUCCACCAACCACAUUUCAGAAACCAACCUGCUUCCCGAUCUCAAAUCGCAAAUUCAAUCCUUUAUCAAUGAAGCAACUCCAUCCCCGACGCCCGCCAAGACGAUAUUCAUAAUCUCCGUAGGUUUCUGGGACAUCUAUAACUACGCCGGUCUCGAUCUCGAGUCAGCUCAGAAAGCGACGGAUGCUGCAGUCAACGAACUAUUCGACCAACUGGACACUCUCUACUCCUACUAUUCCCGCACUGUUUCAAGUGAUAACACUACGACGCACUCUCCACCGUUCAACAUUGUCGUUCCAAAAAUCAUGGAUCCUUCUCUCGUUCCCGGAUGGCUCUCUCACCGUCCAACCCCGCCGGAACCCAGCAACAUCGCGGAACAUCAGAGGAAUGCCAUUCCCCUUACCCUGCGCUGGAACUACCAGGUGGAAGUCAAAUUGAAGGGUUGGGGACAAACCAACGUCACUUUUCCCAAUAAACCACCAGCCGAACUCAAGGGAACACCAGAAACGCCCAUAUCAAAUAACAACGAUCCACCCAGCAAGGAGCACAUGACAGUGGGAAAGGCCGUGUUCUACUACGACCUCGCCCAAUACCUCAUCGAUAUAGUAAUCGAACACCAGCUCCAAGACGAGGGUACGACCGACGCCGCUGGGUUAGGCGCUUCUUACACCAUAUUCGAGGACAUUGAUCGACCCUGCCUACGUGAAACCGAAGACGAAGACGACGAUGCAGAAGAUCUGGUCCAAGUAAAUGGACACUGGAUGUGCAAAUACCCGAAAGAGUAUUUAUUUUGGGAUGCUUUUAAUAUUGGUUCUGUUGCUAACGCUGGAAUUGGAAAACAUGUCGCCGACAUGGUAAAACAUGGGAGGUCGCUAGCGGGAUGGGCGUAG
Molecule: messenger RNA, 1305 nt
Organism: Venustampulla echinocandica
Lineage: Eukaryota; Fungi; Ascomycota; Leotiomycetes; Helotiales; Pleuroascaceae
Exons: 2
Coding region: 1-1305 (434 amino acids)
Source: RefSeq, a predicted model, not a curated record